AUGGCUGCUAUUCCCGAUCCCGAAAAGGAGUCUAAAUCCGAAGCACCUCAGCUCGCCACUGAGGACCAGCUUGGAGUUCAGACUGUCUAUGGCGAUGAAACGCAUAGAAGGCUCAAGGGCCGGCAUAUUCAACUCAUUGGAAUCGGAGGAACCAUUGGCACCGUUCUUUUUGUCCAAAUCGGCAAAGGUCUAAUGCAAGGCGGUCCAGGAAGUCUUUUCAUCGCCUUCUCCUUCUGGUGUCUAAUCGUCCUCACAAUCACAAUGUGCAUCGCCGAAAUGGUCUCUUACACGCCAAUCUCGUCUCCGUUCGUCCGGUUUGCCGGUAUCUACGUCGACGAAGCUCUCGGUUUUGCUUCCGGCUGGAAUUUCUUCAUAUUCGAAGCUGCGUUAGUACCCUUUGAGGUAACAGCUUGCCAUUUCAUUCUUCAAUUCUGGACCGAUGCGAUUCCUGUUGGGGCUACUAUCGCUGUGAUUAUCGUGCUGUAUGCACUCAUCAACCUCAUGGCGAUUCAGUAUUUCGGCGAGACCGAGUUUUGGGCUGCUAUUGGAAAAGUCAUCUUGAUCGUUGGCCUCAUUUUCUUUACGUUUAUCGUCAUGGUUGGUGGGAAUCCGCAGAAAGAUGCGUUCGGAUUCACCUACUGGAAAAGUCCUGGGGCGUUCGCGGAACUUUACUACGACGGUGCCUUGGGUAAAUUCGUGGGCUUUGUGGGCUGUCUCAUCCAAGCUGCCUUUUCUAUCGCUGGUCCCGAUUAUGUCGCAAUGGCAGCUGGAGAAGCCGAGAACCCUCGCAAGAUUCUGCCCCGGGCUUUCAAGACGGUGUUUUACCGGCUGACAUUCUUCUUCGUGCUUGGAUCCCUCUGCGUGGGCAUUCUCGUGCCUUACGACGACCCAAACAUGAUUGCUGCUUUUGGGGAUGGCAAGUCCGGAGCUGCUGCUUCACCGUACGUUAUCGCCAUGGACCGUCUUGGGAUCCGGGUUCUGCCGCAUAUCGUCAACGCCAUGAUUCUGGUGUCGGCGUUUUCCGCCGGCAACUCCUAUGUGUUUUGUGCGACGAGAUCUUUGUAUGGCCUUGCGCUUGAAGGGAAAGCACCGCGCUUUUUGAAAAUCUGUACCAGGACCGGUGUUCCCAUUUACUGCGUCCUUGUGGUGCUGCUCAUCGCUCUGCUAUCUUUCCUUCAGCUCUCCAACAGCUCAGCUGUUGUUCUGAGUUGGUUUGUGUCCUUGGUCACAGCAUCUCAGCUGAUCAACUUCUCCGUCAUCUGUCUUACAUACCUUUGCUUUUAUCGUGCAACAAAGGUGCAGGGUUUCGACCGCUCGACGUUGCCCUAUCGCGCGUGGUUUAUGCCAUAUGCUGCGUACGUCGGACUAGUUGCAACUUUCAUCAUGGUAUUUGUUGGAGGAUACACUGUUUUCUUGCCUGGGAUGUGGGAUAUUCCGAGCUUCCUGUUCUCAUACACAUCAGUUGGACUAUUCCCAGUAUUCUAUGUCGGAUGGAAGAUUGCGCACAAAACAAAGAUUGUUAAGCCAACCGAAAUCGAUUUACGACAUAACUUGGCCCCGAUUGAAGAGUACGAGAGAAACUAUGUGCCCAAACCACCAGCAAACUGGUUUGAGAAGGGUUUGCACUUUUUGUUUGGUUAA
Molecule: messenger RNA, 1641 nt
Organism: Fusarium subglutinans
Lineage: Eukaryota; Fungi; Ascomycota; Sordariomycetes; Hypocreales; Nectriaceae
Product: carnitine transporter
Exons: 4
Coding region: 1-1641 (546 amino acids)
Biological process (GO): amino acid transmembrane transport
Cellular component (GO): membrane
Molecular function (GO): amino acid transmembrane transporter activity
Source: RefSeq, a predicted model, not a curated record